AUGUCGCUUUUUACGCCUAUUGAUGAAGCUUUGGAAGCCUACAUCAUGGACGAUGAAGAUCGUGAAAAUGAGGGCGAUCUCAUAAUUGCUGCGGAAAAAGUAACCAGUGACAAAAUGGCCUUCCUGGUGCGCCAUUCUUCGGGAUAUGUGUGUGCUCCCCUUUCCACGGAGCGUGCGGAUGCCCUGGAGCUUCCAUACAUGAUCCCCAAUCAGACGGACAGACACGGGACUGCGUACACGGUGACGGUGGAUUACGAGGACGGUACCACUACCGGAAUUUCAGCCCAUGACAGGGCCUUGACAGUGACAAAGCUAGCGGAUCCCACAAGCAAGCCUCUGGACUUUAUGAGACCGGGCCACAUUUGUCCUCUUCGUGCAAGAGAAGGACUUCUGAGAACGAGAAGGGGACAUACGGAAGCGUCGGUUCAGCUUUGUGAGCUUACAGGACAGCAGCCUGCAGCUGCUAUCUGCGAGCUAGUGAAGGACGAUGAUGGGUUGAUGAUGAGACUGGACGACUGUUUGAAGUUUGGAAAGAAGCACGGGAUUAAGAUCAUUAACAUCGACCAGAUUAUUGAGGUGAUGGACAGGAAAACAAAAUAG
This is a messenger RNA of Kuraishia capsulata CBS 1993, 600 nucleotides long. RefSeq lists its product as uncharacterized. The transcript has 2 exons. Lineage: Eukaryota; Fungi; Ascomycota; Pichiomycetes; Pichiales; Pichiaceae. The record is from RefSeq and is a predicted model, not a curated record. Gene Ontology annotation, biological process: aerobic respiration; riboflavin biosynthetic process. Bases 1 to 600 code for a protein of 199 amino acids. Gene Ontology annotation, cellular component: cytosol; mitochondrial intermembrane space. Gene Ontology annotation, molecular function: 3,4-dihydroxy-2-butanone-4-phosphate synthase activity.